GGCUGGGGCGGUACGAGGCGGGGGUGGGCCCAGCGCGUAAUGGCAGCGCCGUGGCCUCGCGUCCAUCUUUACCGCUCUCUUGGACCUGUCACAAAGGAGUCGCGCUGCUGCCGCCGCCGCCGCCCCCUCCUUCGGGUGGACCGGGGAGCUGGAGAAGUCAGUGCCGCAGCCCGGCUGCGCUGCUCUGGGAAACCACUGGGGACGCGGAGCUGGGGGGAGUCCGAGGGCUGGGGACGUCCGUGAGGGAAGGGAGCAGCCGCCCGAGUCUGCGGUGGGGAGACCGGACUGGGGCUGAGGGAGACUCCGGGAAGGGGCCGGGGAGGGAGUGGUGUUGGGCAGAGCCCAGGAAACAACCCGGAGAUUCUCCACUGAGGCCCGCGCUGAAGGCGCCUGAAGAGGUACCUGGAAGAGGGUGUUCCCCCUUUAGCGGAUUCGGGACCGGAGGAGGUUGUUGGGGGUCGCCCUUCCGAGGAGGCCGUGGCUAAAGGGGUCCAGAACUGCCACUGGAUGACCCGGAUUCCCUGUAAUCGAUAAUGUUGGAGAUCAGCUCUGCAACUUUCUUCCAUAUUCAGUUGUUAAAAACAAAUAGAAUGAAAGUUCCUCCACUCCAGAUUAUGAAAACAGUACUUGGAAAACUGAAAACUAUCUAAAUGAUUGUCUUUGGUUGGGCCGUGUUCUUAGUGAGCAGAAGCCUUGGCCAGGGUCUGCUGUUGACUCUUGAGGAGCACAUAGCCCACUUCCUGGGGGCUAGAGGUGCCACUGCUACCAUGGGUAAUUCCUGUAUCUGCCGAGAUGACAGUGGAGCGGAAGAUAGUGUUGACACCCAGCAGCAACAAGCCGAGAACAGUGCAGUGCCCGCUGCUGACACGAGGAGCCAACCCCGGGACCCUGUUCGGCCACCAAGGAGGGGCCGAGGACCGCAUGAGCCAAGGAGAAAGAAACAAAAUGUAGACGGGCUAGUGCUGGACACACUAGCAGUCAUACGGACUCUUGUAGAUAAUGAUCAGGAACCUCCCUAUUCAAUGAUUACAUUGCACGAAAUGGCAGAAACAGAUGAAGGAUGGUUGGAUGUUGUCCAGUCUUUAAUUAGAGUUAUUCCAUUGGAAGAUCCACUGGGACCAGCUGUUAUAACAUUGUUACUAGAUGAAUGUCCAUUGCCCACUAAAGAUGCACUCCAGAAAUUGACUGAAAUUCUCAAUCUAAAUGGAGAAGUAGCUUGCCAGGACUCAGGUCAUCCUGCUAAACACAGGAACACGUCUGCAGUUCUAGGCUGCUUGGCUGAGAAACUAGCAGGUCCUGCAAGUAUAGGCUUGCUUAGCCCGGGAAUACUGGAAUACUUGCUACAGUGUCUGAAGCUACAGUCCCACCCCACAGUCAUGCUCUUUGCACUUAUUGCGCUGGAAAAGUUUGCACAGACAAGUGAAAAUAAAUUGACUAUCUCUGAAUCCAGUAUUAGUGACCGGCUUGUCACAUUGGAAUCCUGGGCUGAUGAUCCUGAUUAUCUGAAACGUCAAGUCGGGUUCUGUGCGCAGUGGAGCUUAGACAAUCUCUUUUUAAAAGACAGUAGGCAGCUGACCUAUGAGAAGGUGGACUUGAAUAGCAUUAGUGCCAUGCUGAAUAGCAACGAUGUCAGCGAGUACCUAAAGAUCUCGCCUCAUGGCUUGGAGGCUCGCUGUGAUGCUUCCUCUUUUGAAAGCGUGCGUUGCACCUUCUGCGUGGAUGCUGGGGUGUGGUACUAUGAAGUCACUGUGGUCACUUCUGGCGUCAUGCAGAUUGGCUGGGCCACACGAGACAGCAAAUUUCUCAAUCACGAAGGCUAUGGAAUUGGGGACGAUGAAUACUCCUGUGCCUACGACGGCUGCCGGCAGCUGAUCUGGUACAACGCCAGGAGUAAGCCUCAUCCACACCCGUGCUGGAAGGAAGGAGACACAGUAGGAUUUCUGUUAGACUUGAAUGAAAAGCAAAUGAUCUUCUUUUUAAAUGGCAACCAGCUGCCUCCUGAGAAGCAAGUCUUUUCAUCUACUGUAUCUGGAUUUUUUGCUGCAGCUAGUUUCAUGUCAUAUCAACAAUGUGAGUUCAAUUUUGGAGCAAAACCAUUCAAAUAUCCACCAUCUAUGAAAUUUAGCACUUUUAAUGACUACGCCUUCCUCACAGCUGAAGAGAAAAUCAUUUUGCCAAGGUUCCCUGGCCAUAAUCCUGCAGGAUUUGACACCUUACUUUCUGCCACUCCUAUAUCCUAUUCAUCAGAAUAUACCGUGGGCUGUGCCUUCAGAAUAUCUUCCAUGUGCAACUGCAGCUUGUCACCCUCACUGCCGCUACCAGUCCAAGCUGCCAUUAUUAUUUUUUUUGCUCUCCCUGUUCCUACCUAGACUCCCUUCAGUCUAUUCAACACAGCCUCCAGAAUGAUUUGUUACAACUUAAGUCAGAUCGUGCCCUUCUCUGCUCACGAGACUCUAGUAGCUUCUCAUUGCACUUAAGAUAAAAGCUUAAAUCCUUAUAAUGACCUUCCAGGCACUACACAAUUUGUCCCCUUCUCUUCUGUGUUACUUCUCUGAUUUUAUCUCCCACCUUCCCUCUCCCACUUGCUCACGCUCUUUAUUCAGCCACCCUGGCCUCCUUGCUGCUCCUUAAACAUACCAGAUCUAUUAUAGCUUCAGGGCCUUUGCACUUGCUGUUCUUACUGCUAGAAUGGGCCAAUGUGUGUUUUCCAACACCACCAGGCAAUUAACUCAAUUCUGACACUGCCUACCUGGAGACAGUCAGUGUCACAUCCCACAAGUUAAGGGCUCAGUCCUACAAUGCUUCCCUCUACCCUGACUUUAGAUGCCAGUCACAAGUCCAGCUUCCUAUGUUUGCAUCUGGCUGACUCUGACUCUAAAUUGAAUGUUCCCAUGACCCCCUCAUCAGGUUUGAUUAAUUUGCUAGAGUGGCUCACAGAACUUGGGAAAGUAGUUUCUUGACUAGAUUACCAGUUUAUUAGAAAAGGAUAUAAUACCAGAAUAGAUGGACAGUGAAGAGAACAGGCAUAUGGUAAGGAGCCCUCGCACCCUGGGAGUGUGCCAUCUCCUCAGAUCUCCACAUGUGCACCAGCCUUGAAGAUUUUCAAACCCUCCCCACAAGGGUGUCUGUGAUGGCUCCAUUACAGAGGCAUGAUGGAUGAGAACGUUGGUCAUUAGUGAUUGGACUCCCAUCUCUGGCCCCUCUGUCCUUCUGGGAGGGGAGGGGAGGAGUGAAAGUUCCAGCCCACCAAUUAGAAUGUUGGUUCCCUUGGCAGCUAGCCCCAAACUUUGCAAACGCUGCCUAGUUAACAUAGCAAAAGACACUUAUUGCUGUCUUCUCUUAGAGAAUUCCCAGGGUUUUAUGACCUCCCGUGCCAGGAACCCAGACGAAGCCCAAAUAUAUAUUUAUUAUAAGUUAUAAUAUCACAAAUGGUGUGUCUCCAGAUACCCACAAGACUCAGUCCCUCACUCUCGUCAUGGCAUAAAUGUGACCUUAGUGAAGUCUUCCUUGGCUGUCAUAUUUACAAUUGUAUCUCCCUGCUUCUCAUAUGCACACCACCUUCCUCUUCUCCCUGCUGUUUCUUCAUACUGCUCAUCAGCACUUAAAAUUCUGAUAUUUUACUUUUUUACCUGGUUUCUUUCUGUCUCCCUUCACUGGAGUGUAAGCUCUCUGAAGGCAGGGAUGUUUUUAGUCCUCUCUUCACUGCUGAGUCUCCAGGCUCAGGCCAGUGUCUGGCACACGGUAAGUCUCAAGGUGACUGGAAUGAACGUUUCAUGUUUCUCGUGCCCAGCGUCAGGGCUGCACUUUUAGUGAAGGAGUUCGUCCUGUCCACUUUUCCAUUUCAAACUGGGUGAAAGUGUCAUGCAAGGAUUCUAACCUGAGGGGUGUGGACUUCCAGAAGAGUCUGUGCUGGCCUAUCGUAAGCACCUGAGACUGUAUAAAAACUUGUGUGUGUGCAUUUUUCUUUGGAAAGACUGCUGCUUUUCAUCAAACUCUCAGAGCUGUGUAACUCAAAGGUGAAACUUUGGUGGUAAAACAGUAUACUGAACUGAGAACCAAAAGGGUGGCAUUCAGUUCCUGAAUCUGUUUCCCACAUGUGUGACUUCUGCAGAGCCCUUCCCUGGACUGUGUUUGCCUAUAAAAUGGGAUUGAUCACGCCUAAGUCAUUCUCUACCGUAGAAAAUCGCUGUCCGGUUGAAAUGAGAUGCGUGUGUGCUAACUUUUCUGAACAAAACUUAAGGAGUGCGUAGUAUUCUUCCCAUGUACAGAGCAUUUUCACAGCAUUUCAUAUGCAUCACUGCUCAUGGGCCCAUUGAUUUAUUGAUCAAAUAAGUUUCAAACUACGCUUUC
This is a messenger RNA of Suricata suricatta (meerkat), 4350 nucleotides long. It is a transcript of the gene RSPRY1, whose product is annotated as ring finger and SPRY domain containing 1. The transcript has 14 exons. NCBI's taxonomy places the organism in Eukaryota, Metazoa, Chordata, Mammalia, Carnivora, Herpestidae. Bases 651 to 2369 code for a protein of 572 amino acids. Gene Ontology annotation, molecular function: protein binding; ubiquitin-protein transferase activity. The record is from RefSeq and is a predicted model, not a curated record. Gene Ontology annotation, cellular component: cytoplasm.